Messenger RNA from Punica granatum (pomegranate), 767 nucleotides. NCBI's taxonomy places the organism in Eukaryota, Viridiplantae, Streptophyta, Magnoliopsida, Myrtales, Lythraceae. The record is from RefSeq and is a predicted model, not a curated record.
CCCUCCCCAGAUCAGCCUACUUCCCUCCCUAUAAAAAGCCCCUUGUUCGAUCCUAUUCGAAUCAUCACUUGGAAUAUUAACCUUCCUAGACAUUCUUGAGACUCGAAACUCGACUGUUCAGCUAUGGCGGUUCACCCAAGUUCAUUCCUCCUCUUGCUCGUUGGCUUGUCUUUGAUCAGUGGAAAUGGGGUGGUCGCUUCUCGCCGCCUUUUAGACACCGAGCUGCCCAAGAUACCUGAAUUGCCCAAGCCUGAGAUUCCGUCUAUUCCGGCCAUGCCCAAACCUGAAAUCCCUACUUUGCCAAAGCCUGAAAUCCCGACCUUGCCAAAGCCUGAAAUCCCGUCCCUGCCCAAACUUGAGAUCCCAACCAUUCCAAAGCCUGAGCUGCCAAAGAUGCCUGAGCUGCCUAAGAUGCCUGAGCUGCCAAAGAUGCCUGAGCUGCCUAAGCCGGAACUGCCGCAUUUCCCGGAAAUCCCGAAGGAAAUUCCUGUCCCUCCUCUUCACUGAACUAGUCCUUGAAUUACGCUUUUAUGAUGAGUAAAAUAAGCCCCCCUUGGAUGGGGGUUUAAUACGCUAUAUGGGGAUCUAGGGAUUCUUCAGUUACGAAUUUAUUUUCCAUACAUACAGUGUGAUUGGUCUUGUUCUGUUGUGAGGCUUGUUGCCGAUGUACUAGUAUCGCUGUUCGUAUAUGUUCAUUUGAAUGAUAUAUUCACUCAUACUUUUAUAUAGAAGUUUCUCAAAUAUCGAGAGACCACAGUUCUUCGUGA